Molecule: messenger RNA, 2342 nt
Organism: Alosa alosa (allis shad)
Lineage: Eukaryota; Metazoa; Chordata; Actinopteri; Clupeiformes; Clupeidae
Gene: b4galt7
Product: xylosylprotein beta 1,4-galactosyltransferase, polypeptide 7 (galactosyltransferase I)
Exons: 6
Coding region: 659-1639 (326 amino acids)
Biological process (GO): carbohydrate metabolic process; proteoglycan biosynthetic process
Molecular function (GO): xylosylprotein 4-beta-galactosyltransferase activity
Source: RefSeq, a predicted model, not a curated record
CCAAAAAAAAAAGAAAACAGCCAGCGUGUAGGAUUUUUCCCCCCCUACUACGAGAGAUGCCAAGGAGUACCGGUUGUGGGACUAGCGAUGGGGAAAUGCAGUUGUUGUAGUAGGCCUACUGGGCGAUAUAUUGAAGUUUGUGAUCCAAACGCAUUGAAAUGAUAAACUUAAGCGCUAAUGUUAUAGCUAUUUUGGGCUGGAGACAAUUUAGCUGACAAGCUAAUGUAAGUGCAGAGAAUUUCUGUUUGGCUGGCUAGCUAGCUAAAUGGAUAAUUGACCUAAAGGAACAGCUUGUGAAUAUGACUUUCUAUAGUCAUAUUGAUGCAGUGAUACUACAGAACUAUAAUCUUAAGCGAUGCCAAACAUUUUAGGCUUUAAUGGGAGAUAGUUGUCGGCUCGCUGAAAUGAAAUUGUACGGAUUUGAGUAUGAUUAAAUCAGAGCUGUAGUUCAAAGCUGCUUACUUUACAUUAAGGAGGAAAAUGGAGACGAGUGUCCGUAAAGGGAACAACAUGUUUAUUCUCUUACAUUUGGAGGAGUUUUAACAUUAUUGGAUUCCCCAGCGGCUACAACUUUAAACAGAGACAUUUAAAGUGCCAAGAUAGCCUAUUUAAAUUGAGUCACUUCAACAACGAAGUUAUUUUGCCAUCAAGCCUCAAGAUGAUGUAUUCUUCGCGUAGAAAACCAGUGCUUUAUUUCAAAGAAGACAGAAGUGCUCGCUUUGUCAGGUUAUUCACAGGGAAGUGCACCGUGUUCAAGCUGUUUGGCCUGUGCUUGCUGCUGGUGGUGGGCUCCCUGCUGUGGCUCCAGCUGAGCUGCUCUGGAGACCUGGGCCACGCCGCAGCGGAGGCCGGAGGCCGAGCCCAGUACCAGGCCCAGCCCUGCCCCCACGACAAGCCCAUUCCCGGGCAGGACAACCCGGCCUGGGGCCCCCACAAGCUGGCCCUGAUCAUCCCCUUCAGGGAGCGCUUUGAGGAGUUGCUGGUGUUUGUGCCCUUCAUGCACACCUUCCUCAACAAGAAGCGGAUACAACACAAGAUCCUGGUGAUCAAUCAGGUGGACCACUUUCGUUUCAACAGAGCGUCCCUCAUUAACGUGGGAUACCAGGAGAGUGGGAACGACACGGACUACAUAGCCAUGCAUGAUGUGGACCUCCUCCCCAUGAACGAGGCACUGGACUACAGCUUCCCAGAGGAGGGGCCCUUCCAUGUGGCCUCGCCAGAGCUGCACCCCCUCUACCACUACAAAACCUACGUAGGAGGCAUCCUGCUCCUCUCCAAACAGCACUAUCAAAUGUGCAAUGGCAUGUCCAACCGGUUCUGGGGUUGGGGAAGAGAAGACGACGAAUUCUUCCGGAGACUCAAGACUGCUGGACUACAGCUAUUCAGGCCGACUGGGAUAAAAACGGGUUACAAAACCUUCCGCCACAUCCACGACCCUGCAUGGAGGAAGAGAGACCAGAAGAGAAUAGCAUCUCAGAAGCAGGAGCAGUUUAAGGUCGACCCCUCGGGCGGCCUGACUAACCUGCGCUACACUGUGGAUUCCAGGCAGGAGCUGAGCAUCAGUGGGGCUCCCUGCACAGUCAUCAGCGCCAAACUGGACUGUGACCUGGACGACACGCCCUGGUGCCAGUUCAACUAGUCUGCUGGCCUGCCAGCACUCUCAUUGGCUCUCUUUUGGGCCCCUCUCAUUGGACGGAUUUUUGGCAGGAGACACUGUCACGCAUUUGACAUUUUGUGAUUGAUUUUGAUUUUUCUUUAGUUGUAUUUUUACUCAGGCAAACUCUGGGUACUGGGUUAGUCCCUUUGGUUGUGGAAUAAUGAAAUGUUUGACAUGAGACAAAAAGUGGACACGAGUGACAAAAAUGUUGCGAAUCCAUACAUCCAAAGGCUUUAGAUAUCUUUUUUUAUGCAAAUGCAAAAUUGCUGUAUAGCUGCCUGAUUUCUUCUCAGAACAAAUUAGCUGGAUUUCGUGAACUGCACAGAAGUUAAAUGUUUUCCGAUUCCAGCCUCUUUUUAUGCUUAUGUUUUGUUUGUUUGUUUGUUUUUAUUUUAAUUUUUUUGUGGAGUCAAGUUACAUGGUAGGAUGCAGCAGUGACCUUUAUUUCACAGGGAUCCAACAGUAACUUAAUGCAGUGGUUCACAUCUGCUGUCUACAGUGAUGGAGGGGACAUCUUGAAGUGGGAUACUAAGAUCAUCACUGGAAGGACAAAAUCCUCAAAUAUUACAGAUGGUUUUAGGGUACUCUCAUGUGCGUUUGCACCUAUUUAUAUAACAUUAAGUGUCUGGAAUUUAUUUGCACAUUGUUUUAUUCUUAUAAAACCCAUAAAAUGAUUUCAAUCCAA